CCUUAUCAUUUAUGCACAGUAAUGCUAUAAAUUUAACUGGGGUCAAGACUGGGCUUUUAAUUGUAGGUGGGAUGCUUUUAGGAGGGCUACUGCUAAAAAAAGAAACGUUCCUUCCUCUUCUCCAUCUCAACAGUGGAUAGAGUUGUACUUUCAGUUUGUCAUCAAUAUCAUUUUCCUUGUUGGGAUCACCAAUUUAUUCUCUGCAUUCCCACACAGAUCUGACUGCAGGUUUUUCUGCUUCUGAGCCAACCAUCUCAUCACUCUAAUCUCAGCUGAGUGAGCGUCAGGAUUGCCUGAAGUAGAAAGUUUUCAGCUGGUUUUUUUUUUUUUUUUGGGGGAGGACCAAAAAAUGGCUAAUCAACCAUCUUGUUAAAAUUCUGAUCAAGAAAUAAGUGACUCUGCAGAAUUAUUGGACUGGGGUGGUAACUUCUUGUUGAUACAAAUGGGCAAAAGCGGCAGAGACUGGACGCAGAUCUAUGCGAUCUACGGCAUGGACGAUUGGCAUACACCCUUUUUCCUACUCAUCCAUGCCGUCUUCUUCUCCGCCCUCUCCGUCUUCUUCCUCCUCUACUUCGAGCCCAUUUGCUUCCUCACACAGCAUUUCCUCCCCAUCAUCGGGCCCGGAUUGGCCCGUUUCAUAGCGGGCUUUACAGGCUCGGUUACGGCCCUCUCCGCCGUCUGCCUCUUCUUUGCAGCCGCCAACUUCUUGUACUCCUCGGUAUCACUGCACUGGGACAUGGCCCAGCGGAUGGUCAACUCGGUCUCGGACUGGUCGUCGGUGAAGCAAGCCCUCGACCUCGGGUGCGGCCGGGGAAUCCUCCUCAACGCGGUGGCUAUGCAGCUGAAGAAAUCAGGGUCGUCGGGGCGGGUGGUUGGGCUGGAUCCGACUGGGGCACGGAGGAACGGGCCGAGCACCCUGUCGACCCUCAGGACAGCCGGGCUGGAGGGGGUCCAAGAGUAUGUCACGUGCCGGGCAGGUGACCCGGGGACGCUGCCCUUCAGCGAUAAUUACUUCGACGUGGUGGUAUCGUCUGUGUUCGUGCACACGGUAGGGAAGGAGUUUGGGGCGAAAUCAGCUGCGGCGGGUGCAGAGAGGAUGAGGGUGCUGGGGGAGGUGGUGAGGGUUCUGAAGCCGGGUGGGGUCGGGGUGGUGUGGGACCUAGUACACGUUCCCGAAUUUGUGCAGAGGUUGCAUGAAUUGAGGAUGGAGGAUAUCAGAGUGUCUGAACGUGUAACGGCCUUCAUGGUCAGCAGCCACAUCGUAUCAUUCAAGAAGCCAAACCACCAUUUUGCCGGGUCUAACGAAGUUAGACUCGAUUGGAGAUUCAACAAUCUUUGUUGAAUCGAAAGGAUUUACAAAUUUUAUUCCCCUAUAAAAAAAAAGGGAGAAAUGAUGAUGAUGGAGAAAAUAGAGAAGCAUAUAUAUAUAUAUAUAUGCAUA
This is a messenger RNA of Coffea eugenioides, 1441 nucleotides long. RefSeq lists its product as uncharacterized. NCBI's taxonomy places the organism in Eukaryota, Viridiplantae, Streptophyta, Magnoliopsida, Gentianales, Rubiaceae. The transcript is spliced from 3 exons. The record is from RefSeq and is a predicted model, not a curated record. The coding region runs from base 443 to 1342 and encodes 299 amino acids. Gene Ontology annotation, molecular function: S-adenosylmethionine-dependent methyltransferase activity.